Tribolium castaneum (red flour beetle) is the source of this 586-nucleotide messenger RNA. It is a transcript of the gene RNASEK, whose product is annotated as Ribonuclease kappa. The transcript is spliced from 3 exons. Gene Ontology annotation, biological process: nucleic acid metabolic process. The record is from RefSeq and is a predicted model, not a curated record. Bases 92 to 391 code for a protein of 99 amino acids. Gene Ontology annotation, molecular function: RNA endonuclease activity. Lineage: Eukaryota; Metazoa; Arthropoda; Insecta; Coleoptera; Tenebrionidae.
GACUCCAAUUUCUCGAAUUCGUCAUUUGUCAAUCACAUGACAAGUUAGUUGUCUAAGGUGUGAUCAGUUUUUUCAAAAAACACUCUCCAAAAUGCCAGUUUGUGGACCAAAAUUGUCACUUUGUGGCCUGAUCUUGAGCGUUUGGGGCAUCGUGCAAUUGGGGUUGAUGGGGAUUUUCUACCACUUCCAUUCGGUGGCUCUUGCCGAAGACCUUCCCGAGGUCGAGCCCCCAGAACAUGUCAAAGAUCUCGAUAAAUUUUAUAGUGAAAUAGACAGGGGUUUCACACAGAAUGCCUACAACUGCUGGAUUGCAGCUCUGUUAUAUCUUGUAACCCUUGCGAUUUCAGUGCACCAGUUCUGGGCCAACAACCGCUCGUCCUUGAGCGUGUGAAAAUGUUUAAGUAUUGUUGCUCGUUUAUCCGUUUUUAGUGUACAUAUGUUUAAAUUUCACGUAGUUAAUACCUCGUCUUUAAUUUUAUCUGUUAUUUAAUCUCGCGAUUAGUUCAAAUUUUACAACUAUCUUGUGAAUGCUAGUGUAGGAUUAUUAAUUUAAGUUCAAUAAAGUAAUAUUUGGGCACCGCCGUAA